This is a messenger RNA of Thyridium curvatum, 3051 nucleotides long. RefSeq lists its product as uncharacterized. Gene Ontology annotation, cellular component: cytoplasm; membrane. The transcript has 5 exons. The record is from RefSeq and is a predicted model, not a curated record. The coding region runs from base 1 to 3051 and encodes 1016 amino acids. Gene Ontology annotation, biological process: phosphatidylinositol-mediated signaling; phosphatidylinositol phosphate biosynthetic process. Lineage: Eukaryota; Fungi; Ascomycota; Sordariomycetes; Thyridiales; Thyridiaceae. Gene Ontology annotation, molecular function: 1-phosphatidylinositol 4-kinase activity.
AUGUCGUGGGACCUGCUCAAGCGCUUCCUUGAGAGUGAUGUGUUCAACUCGAACCCUUUCCUCUCCGUAUCCUACCUCUCUCGCUACGCCGAUCAUGUCGGGAUACACUAUGUUCUGUGCAACAAGCUGCGCCAGUUCCCCUACGAGGACAUCGAGUUCUUCCUGCCGCAACUAUGCCACCUGAUCAUAAGCGUAGACAAUGAGUCUAUGGCCCUCGAAGAGUUCCUCCUGGACCUGUGCGAGGAGUCGGUGACAGCUGCGCUGUUGACCUUCUGGCUUUUCCAGACCUACCUCCACGAUCUCUCAGCGAACCCGCACGCCGACGCCUUCCGAACCUGCCAGAGGGUGUAUAACAAAGUCCAGCAUAUCGUCUUUGGAUUGAGCGACAGGGCUAGGCAUGAGAGAAUCACGGAAAAUGUAAUGCCGGUCUCGGUGCUCGCGAGCUUUGUGCUCGCCGGCAUUGGCCUGCCAAUGCUGCCGCACUGGGCAGGGCCCAUGGCCGUUGCGCAGGCCAGAAAGCCGACGCCCUCUGGAGAGGCCAUGCCCGAUGCAAGCCAGGGCCAGAACACGCCGGCCCGAGCGCACACCGUCACGUCGGCGACUACCAGAUCAAAACGUGUGAAAGACGGCGGUGGCCGUGUCACCAGUGCACCAGAUCCGAAGGGCCACAAGGAGAUGGUCAAGGGCCCCAAGCGCCCGUCGUCGCGUCCAGGUACCUCGUCACGUCCAGGCACAUCCGGAUCGGCAACCCGCGCCGCCGCCGACUCACCCCAGAAAACGCCAGCGCGUCUUGAGCUAGCCUCGGUCGAUGCGCGCCUGAGCUCCUCCUCCCUGCCCUUGCCAGACAUGCGGUCUCCCAAGAUGGUGCCCCGGCCGGCGACUCCGGUCUCAGCCGGGCUUCGGCCAUCGGAGGGUGUGUCUAGGAGGCAUUCUCACCACAUCAAGACGCUUGUGAGCCAGGCAGACCUGAGCACCGAGCAAAAGCGGAGGCUGUUGAGGCAGAACUAUUUCAGGUGUCAGACACAGUUCUUAACAGCGCUGGAAGACAUCUCCAACCGCCUGGUCAUCGUCCCGAAGGCGGCGCGCCUCAGCGCCCUGCGCGCGGAGCUGGCACUCAUAGCUCAGGAUCUUCCCGCCGAAGUCGACAUCCCGGUGAUCUGUCCGCCCACUCUUGUCAACGGAUCGCCCGGCAAGAGUCGACACCAUCGGAUUGUCCGCCUGAAUCCGGCCGAGGCGACAGUGCUGAACAGCGCCGAAAAGGUUCCCUAUCUUUUGAUGGUGGAGAUCCUGCGUGACGACUUCACGUUUGACCCCGACUCGCAGGAUAAUCAACGCCUGCUAACAAACCUGCUGGCCGAGCAAGGCACAAAGAAGAGGAUUUUUGAUCUGUCUGAAGGGCCCCGGCUGCAGACCCUGCAAAAGGCAGCGGAGCCUGCAGUCGACAGCGUUUUCGAGCCUACCUCGGGAGACCUUGGAAGUUCGCCAAUGUUGGCAAGCUUUGACGAAGAGAUCUCGUCAAGACCGCAUGGCAAGAUGGCUGUGCAGAAUCAUGCGCAACGGAUGUCGAGCGGUGCGACCACUAUGACGAGCCUGUCAGAGACCACGCCUCGGAGCUCUGCAACCUCGACGUCAAGGUCUAGUAGUCCAGGACCUCUGAGGAAGAUGACGCUCCAACUGCCCCGGACGAGUUCCGUGGACCAACCUGAUUUCUCAGCUCUGGCGACCCAUAUGCGGACGGCAUCGCAGAUGCUUGCUCAGCUAGAUGCGACGAGCGGUAAACGGCCGCGGCAGGAGGUCGCCGCCAUCAGAGCGAAGAUCAUUGCGAGUAUGCAGAGCUUGGAGGAACAGAGCUUUGAAGUAGAUGACGGGCAGGGUCCCACCUUUGACCUCAUCAUGGCCAAGGCGAACGCUGCCAAUGCAGCCGCCAACGCGGAAGUGGAGGACGAUGCCGCGUUGGAUUCUACAAUCAACCCGAACGCAGGCCUGGCCAGGAUGGAAAACGACUUCAAAACAGGCGGUCUCCAACGGAAGGGCGACCGUGACGACCCCAGUGCUGCCGUGUUUGGAGAGGCAUGGGACUCCAAGAAGGAGCGGAUAAGGAGAUCGUCGCCCUACGGUUGGAUGAAGAACUGGGAUCUUGUCAGCGUCAUCGUGAAGACUGGCGCCGACCUCAGGCAGGAAGCCUUUGCGUGCCAGCUCAUCGAUGUGUGCCACAAGAUCUGGGUUGAUGCGGGUGUUUCGGUGUGGGUCAAGAGAAUGCGCAUCCUGGUGACUGGCGAAUCGUCCGGCCUGAUCGAGACCAUCGCCAACGGUGUGUCGCUCCAUUCGAUCAAACGGAGUCUCACGCUCUCGAGCAUCGAGGCAGGUCAGAACCCAAGGCGGCGCAUCGCCACCCUCAAAGACCACUUUGUCAAGGUCUUUGGCUCGCCCGAUAGCGAGCCGUACAGGGCUGGCGUAGAUGCCUUCAAGAGAUCGCUGGCUGCGUACAGUAUCAUCUCGUAUGUCCUGCAGCUCAAGGAUCGCCACAACGGCAAUGUUCUCAUCGACAACGAGGGGCACAUCAUCCACAUCGAUUUCGGAUUUAUGCUGUCGAACUCGCCUGGCUCGGUUGGAUUCGAAGCAGCCCCUUUCAAACUGACACACGAGUACAUCGAAGUGCUAGGCGGAAUCGGCUCCCCAGAGUACGAGGACUUCAAGAAGCUGUGCAAGCAGGCGUUCCAAGCUCUGCGACGCUCGGCAGACAAUAUCAUCGACCUUGUCAGCAUGAUGGGCCGCGAGUCGAAGAUGCCAUGCUACUCGUCCGGGGUGCUUGCAGCCACGGCUACGCUACGUCAGCGGUUCCAGCUCCAGCUCAGUGCCGAUGACGCGGAGCAGUUCGUCGAGACGGACCUGAUCGCCAAGUCACUGGGCAGCUACUAUACACGACUGGCAUUUACUGAUCUUGUCUCCGUUGCUCUCGGCGGAGGCGAAAAGCUCACGCACGAGAACGGAACAAGACAAGUUCGCAUGGCGAGGCAUCUGGGCGGCGUUUUGAUUACGGGGCGGCAUUAG